Molecule: messenger RNA, 474 nt
Organism: Colletotrichum gloeosporioides
Lineage: Eukaryota; Fungi; Ascomycota; Sordariomycetes; Glomerellales; Glomerellaceae
Exons: 2
Coding region: 1-474 (157 amino acids)
Source: RefSeq, a predicted model, not a curated record
AUGAGCAGCUCCGCGAGCUCCACCGAAUUCGACGCUGCGUCGCAGCAGCCAGAAGUUCUCGGCAGAAGUCGGGAGGGGAUGAUUGCCGAGUCGAUGAAAAAUGGCGAAGACAUUCAGAAACAGUUUCCAUCAGUAGAUUUCAAAGGAGCCGUUAUAGAACCCACUGUCAAUUUGACGUUUGACAUCCAGCAACAUGUUGAUGACGCAAACCAGCGAAGAUACAACACCUUAAUGGCCGAGAUGCUCAAGAAUACCGCCGAUCCUGCUUUUGCGGAGAGAUUAUUGUGGGAAGCAAGGAGUUGUCUUCGGAACUACCCCGAGGUACUGGGGCAGUUUGAUUCCAUCUUCAUCAGUAAACGGCCUGUUCCAGACAUGAUCAGAGAGUUGCAUGAGGUUUUGGCUACAAAGAAAGAGACAGUAAGGCGGAUGAGCUUACAGAAUCCCGAGCAGGGAACCGCCACUGGGACAGCUUAA